This is a messenger RNA of Acipenser ruthenus (sterlet), 1921 nucleotides long. Its product is annotated as olfactory receptor 52B2-like. The transcript is spliced from 2 exons. Gene Ontology annotation, molecular function: olfactory receptor activity; G protein-coupled receptor activity. Gene Ontology annotation, biological process: G protein-coupled receptor signaling pathway. Bases 53 to 991 code for a protein of 312 amino acids. Gene Ontology annotation, cellular component: membrane. Lineage: Eukaryota; Metazoa; Chordata; Actinopteri; Acipenseriformes; Acipenseridae. The record is from RefSeq and is a predicted model, not a curated record.
CCCAUUCACAACACUUUUGGGAGCCAUAGGUAAAUUGGACUGUUUGGGCGGAAUGGACAACACACCAUUAAAUAGCAGUUUUGUUUUAACUAUGCAAGUCUUUGAUAUACCAUCCGUUGGAAAGUAUCCUGCUUUUUUACUUGGAAUUGCUAUAUACUUUUUUUCUGUUCUCUGUAACCUGGCUGUUUUAGUUGUAAUUGUUGUAGAACGUCGUCUACACACACCCAUGUAUAUCAUACUCUUCAGUCUACCUCUCAAUGACUUGAUAGGAAUCACAUCUGUGGUGCCACAGGUAGUGUUAAGCAUUCUGACUGAAAGAAACAUGACUUAUUACCCUUUAUGUGUCUUUCAGGCAUUCCUGACCCACAUGUAUGGGGGUGCAGUGCUGCUUAUAUUGACAGCCAUGGCUUUUGAUAGGUAUAUUGCAAUUUGCAACCCUUUAAGAUACAACACAAUCAUGACAACCCACACUGUAAUAAAACUCAUUGCAUUAGUUUGGGGGUUUGAUUUCAUUUUGAUCGGCACACUUUUUGUCCUACUGUUAAGGCUGCCUACGUGCCGAAACAAUAUCUCAAAUGUGUUUUGUGACAAUCCGUCCCUUCUUAAACUGACCUGUGCAGCCACCGUCGUAAAUAACAUUUAUGGGUUGUUCAUUACAGCUGUUCUGCAAGUAAUAAGCAUAUCUGCAGUGAUAUACACAUACAUUAAAAUCCUUCUCACGUGCUUAGUAAAGAGACAAGCUGAUGCCAGGAGUAAAGCAAUCAACACAUGUGUAUCACAUUUACUUGUUUUUGUUCUUUUUCAAUUUGUGUCUGCUUUUACAAUACUUUCGUACCGAUUUGAGAACAUUUCUUCAAAUUUACGAAAAAUCACGUUCAUGUCUUUAAUGCUCUUUCCUCCACUCCUGAAUCCACUAAUAUAUGGCUUGAAAACAAAAGAAAUCAGGAAUACAUUAAUGAAGGUUUUUAAAACCAGGGUGUUGAUAAAAUAAUUCAGCCUGUCAAAUAUUGCAAAAACUAAAAACAUUAUACAAUGUUUCAAUGUUUUGUACAAUAAAAUAUAUAUAUAGACAUACACCAUGAUGUACUGGCACCUGUAUUUUCAGUUGGCUGCCAAACAACCUUUUCGUCUCUGACUUUAGGAUCAACAGCAUUCAUUUAGGGGUGUUGCACAGUCCUGGACAUGUAGUUUACAAGAUCUUAAAUUCUUUGCUUUUUAGAGAUAAUAAAAAGAAUUCAUAACACUAAAAAGUGUAAACGAGGUUUGAAGAGUUUUUUCAUUGGAUCUUUUGCUCAGUGGAGUUUCAUUCAGCUUCAAGUCACAUAUGGUCUCUAACACUGUGAACAGUAGAGCUGGACUGUACCAUUGGUGUAUAUACGAUAAAACAGAUUCACCGUAAAUAUGCAUACUCUAGCUUCAGAGAGGUCUCUACUAUGGCUUUCUUUUUACCAUCACUGAAAUAUGAUUUGUGGGUGGGCGCAAAGCAGCUUUCUAAGCGUACCACAUAUGUGGACAUUUGGAGGAAACUUCAGGACUUUUUGAUGUUUUUCACACACAGGACUGACAGCAGGUUGUGGCAGCAGAUACACUUUGCUGUAAGUCAAUUCUGUUGUAAUAAAAAGCUAAGCCAGUUGAAAUUUAGCAGUCCCCAAAUUGCUCUGUAUGUCAUGGAUCAACCUUCAAAAACACUUAAAACUAUCUGAUUACAUCUCAUUUUAAAAAUCAGGUUGGAAAUUUUAUUUCUGAUAAAUGUACUUUUUUAAAAUUAAUUUUAAAGUUGCAAAUAAUCCAAUGAAAUGUACUGAUUAAUUACUUUUUAAUAGUAUUAUUAUUUUUGAAAUGUUCAUGUUAAUCUAUGUAGUUCUAUGUGUGUGAUUGUUUCUGUAUUGCUGCUUUCUUGGCCAGGUCUCUCUUGAAAAAG